This is a messenger RNA of Trypanosoma conorhini, 978 nucleotides long. RefSeq lists its product as uncharacterized. The record is from RefSeq and is a predicted model, not a curated record. The transcript has a single exon. The coding region runs from base 1 to 978 and encodes 325 amino acids. Lineage: Eukaryota; Euglenozoa; Kinetoplastea; Trypanosomatida; Trypanosomatidae.
AUGGCCGCGCUGCAGAGGUCGCGCGGUAGCUCGGGCAGGGGUGGGGUGUGCUCAGGGCGCAAAGGGCGACAACGCAGUGGCUGUUGCGAGAAUUUCUACUUUCGGCGACGUGUGUGCGGGCGCCGUCUGCGUCGGGUGCGCAGAGUCGAUCACUGGCGCGGUAAAGGGGCGGGGGGAGUAGCGGCGGGCUGCUCUCGCGAGAAGUGGCCGCAACGGCGUCGGUGUGUGCGGUUGCCUACGGCCCAGUCGGGGCGUCCACAGAGUUCUGUCGCCUCCCCUCACCGUGCGCGGCUCGUUGCCGCUGGGGUGGGGGACUCCGGCAAAGUGUGGGCGUGCCGAGGCAUGUCUGUGCGCCACGCCUUGGUGAGUUUUGCGGCGUUCUGUGCGCGGCCCAGCCGGCGCGGGGCGGCGGGGAGCGUUGACCUCCAGGGGGGCGGAUUCCGGGUCGGCCGCGCCCGGAGCUUCGCUGGCGGUGCGUGCCGCCGCUGCAUGUGCCCGCCGCUGCUUGUUCUAUGCCGAGUCCGUCGUCACGGCCCGCGCGGGCCCACUGCCGCGCGGGGGAGUCGUGCGGCGGCGCACGCAGUGGCGGAGGUGCGCCUCGAGCUGCUCGGGCGGCUGGCCGGGCUUCGCAGGAGGGAAGGUAGUUACGCGCUUCCGCUCGGCCGGAAGUGCGCCGGGCGUCCGGUUGUGGCUGGCACGGCGCGGAAGAGGCCGGGGGCGCCCCGUCGAAGGGUGUCGUGGCGCCUCGCCGUGGGCGCCGCCCGGUGCGGAGGUGGCGAAGGAAGAAGCCAGCGAGGCUGGGAGGGAAGAGUCCUGCGGUGGAGAGCCCUCGCUGCCCGCCGUGCGGCUCCAAAGGCGCGUCGCGCGUCGUCCCCGCCGCCCGGUGCGGGGGUGGCUGGGGCGUCGUCCUUCGCCUGGAGCCGCGCCUACGUGCCGGCGCUUUGCCUUGAACGCGCGGCGCGCAACCGCUCCCCAUAG